Messenger RNA from Mugil cephalus (flathead mullet), 2362 nucleotides. RefSeq names its product tyrosine hydroxylase (gene th). Lineage: Eukaryota; Metazoa; Chordata; Actinopteri; Mugiliformes; Mugilidae. Gene Ontology annotation, molecular function: iron ion binding; tyrosine 3-monooxygenase activity. The transcript is spliced from 13 exons. Gene Ontology annotation, cellular component: perikaryon; axon; cytoplasm. Gene Ontology annotation, biological process: dopamine biosynthetic process from tyrosine. The coding region runs from base 168 to 1637 and encodes 489 amino acids. The record is from RefSeq and is a predicted model, not a curated record.
UGCGUGUUUGACGUCAGAAACUGCAAACUAAUGAUCCAAUAAAAAGGGAAACCUGCCUGGAAAAAAGGGGAAACCGUGGCCACGCAGCUCAGUCGGAGAGGUCGAGACAACGCCACGGCCACGCUGUCACUUCUCAAGUCAACACAGAAGACCUGAGAGCCUCAAACAUGCCGCUUUCCAGCAGCUCCACGUCCUCCACGAAGAGCAUCCGCAGAGCAGCAUCCGAGCUGGAGAGGUCUGAUUCCAUCACGUCCCCAAGAUUCGUCGGGAGACGCCAGAGCUUGAUCGAGGACGCGCGCAAGGAGAGAGAAGCCGCCGCCGCAGCGGCAGAAGCAGCAGAGGCCAGCGAACAGAUAGUGUUUGAGGAGGACGAUGGAAAAGCUCUUCUCAACCUCUUCUUCACCUUAAGAAGCUCGAAGACUCCGGCACUGUCGCGGACGCUCAAAGUUUUUGAGACAUUUGAAGCCAAAAUUCACCACUUGGAGACGCGGCCGUGCCGGAAGCCGAAGGACAACCUCGGAGGCCUGGAGUACUUUGUUCGCUGCGAGGUGCACCUCUCAGACGUCAGCACUCUGAUCAGCUCCAUCAAGAGGAACGCAGAGGACGUCAAAACCACCAAAGAAGUCAAAUUUCACUGGUUCCCAAAGAAAAUCGCGGAUUUGGACCGAUGUCAUCAUCUGGUCACAAAAUUUGAUCCAGACUUAGACCAAGACCAUCCUGGCUACACAGACCCGGCCUACAGACAGAGGAGGAAAAUGAUCGGAGACAUCGCCUUCAGAUACAGACACGGGCAGUUAAUUCCCCGAGUGGAAUACACCGAAGAGGAGAUUGGCACGUGGCGGGAGGUGUAUUCAACUUUGAGAGACUUGUACAGCACCCAUGCCUGCACUGAAUACCUGGAGGCCUUCCGCCUGCUAGAACGGCACUGCGGCUACUCUCCGGACAAAAUCCCCCAGUUGGAAGACGUGUCUCGCUUCCUGAAAGAGCGCACCGGCUUCCAGCUGCGUCCAGUGGCAGGUCUGCUCUCAGCCAGAGAUUUUCUGGCCAGUUUGGCCUUUCGCAUUUUCCAGUGCACCCAGUACAUCCGGCACGCCUCCUCCCCGAUGCACUCCCCGGAGCCUGACUGCGUCCAUGAACUGUUGGGCCACGUGCCCAUGCUGGCCGACCGCACCUUCGCCCAGUUUUCACAGAACCUCGGUCUGGCUUCACUGGGGGCUUCGGAUGAAGAUAUUGAGAAACUGUCCACACUGUACUGGUUCACAGUCGAGUAUGGCUUAUGCAAACAGAACGGCGAGGUGAAGGCUUACGGAGCCGGGCUGCUCUCUUCGUAUGGCGAACUCGUGCACUCCCUGUCCGACGAACCAGAGACCAGGGAGUUUGAUCCAGAGGCUGCAGCGGUGCAGCCCUACCAGGACCAGACGUACCAACCCGUCUACUUUAUAUCUGAGAGUUUUUCAGACGCAAAGGAGAAAUUCAGGACUUACGUAACCGGCAUCAAGCGGCCGUUCUCGGUGAGGUUCGACCCGUACACCAGCAGCAUCGAAGUCCUGGACAACCCGCUGAAGAUCCAAGGAGGCCUGGAGGGCGUGAAGGACGACCUGAAGGCGCUGACAGACGCCCUGAGCAUUUUAUCAUGAGUUCCGUGACCACCCUGCUGUUGUUUGCUUCCUCUCCGCUGAGCUCCGCAAUGUCCGGCAAGACCAAUGUGUUCUUCUUUCUGUGCUGUGCUCCACUAUGACGCUGAGUUGUUGCUUGUCGUGGCCGGCUGGUUGGUUGGUUGGUUGGUUGGUUGGUUAAUUAAUUAACAAGGUCACAACCAUUAAAACCUCAAAACACAGCACCGCCAAAAAAGGUUCCAAAGAUGUUUCGCGCCUCUCUGCAUGUGAAAUGAUAGCGUUUUACCGACUGGGCCGUCAAAUCCAGCUUUUAUUUAAAAAAUAAUAAUAAAAAAAUAAAGCGAAAGUGUGUCGUUUGAGAAUCGUGUCAAAAUUGGAACCAAAAUCAAAGGGAACUGUGAUUAUGAAUGUAUUAAACUAAAAUAAAUAAAUAAAUGAGUAUAUUAAAGUAUUUUAAAGUCAAAGAGACAUAACAGUGUAGAUUAAUAUUUUAACCAUUUAUUUUACCUAGAAAAAAAAAUCUAUAAACUGUAACUAUAACUAUAAACUAUAACUGCCUUUAUUUUACAGAUGUGUGUAUUCGGUAUUUGAGUAAAUGGACUUGCUGAUUGAUUUUUGGUCUUUGGUAUUUUAUGCUGUUUUUGUCUUGCAGUGUAAAUGCAUAGCAGAAAAAUAAUGCAAAUCUAAAAUUCUGUGUAAUAAUCUGUUGAUAACAAUCUGUCAAAGAAUAAAGAACUGCAAACUGA